AUGCAGCAACGGGCGGCCAUGGCGGCCAGGCACGAAAUCCAGCAGAGAGCGAGGACCAAGGAGGAGGAGGAGAAGAAGGUGCUCAAGGAGCUCGAAAGGGCAGGGAAGGAGGAGUGCGCGGCCGUCAACAAGAAUCCCACCUACGCCCCGGCCACGGCACUGGCCACCCAGCCCCCCACCCAACCCGGUGCCGACCGUCCGUCCACCCACGGCUCCGCCAACCCACCCGGAACCCCAGGACCCCGUGGGAGACCAGGACCCUCCCAUCCCGCACGCCAGGGUGUCGCACCAAGACCUAAGGAAGAAGAGGCGCCGGUCCAUGGCGGUGGGGCUCCGCCAACUCCGGACACGACGGCCGAGCUGGAGAAGGGGCCAUGGGUGUGGCCAUCACCCAAGGACACCCCACGGCCCGGACUCCAGCGGCAGUCAUCCGCUCCAGCGGUUGGUGUACCCGCAUCCCGGCCGUCCUGGGUGCGGAUGGCAUCUACGUCGGAGGUCCAGCGAUGGGCUCCGAUUCCGGAGGCGGAAUGGCCCGCGGGAGUCAUGGAGGAGCCGGUAAUCCGGGACGCCAAGCGCCGAGGUAGCCGCCGGUGCGUGGUCCUGCACCGCGGAAAUAAGAGGUUCCGAGUAAGGGUAGCGGCGACGGGGAUCCGUUUGUUCGGGCUGGUGAACGAGUGUCCGGGUAGCUGA
Drosophila yakuba is the source of this 690-nucleotide messenger RNA. RefSeq names its product nascent polypeptide-associated complex subunit alpha, muscle-specific form-like. The record is from RefSeq and is a predicted model, not a curated record. The transcript is spliced from 3 exons. The coding region runs from base 1 to 690 and encodes 229 amino acids. NCBI's taxonomy places the organism in Eukaryota, Metazoa, Arthropoda, Insecta, Diptera, Drosophilidae.